This is a messenger RNA of Aspergillus lentulus, 1137 nucleotides long. RefSeq names its product DUF3716 domain-containing protein. The record is from RefSeq and is a predicted model, not a curated record. Lineage: Eukaryota; Fungi; Ascomycota; Eurotiomycetes; Eurotiales; Aspergillaceae.
AUGACUGCUACUCGCAGGCGUAGUAAGAAGCACCGUGACACGGCCCUAACGAAAGCGCGCAAAUGUAAGAAAAAGGAGGCAGACCAAUGUGCAAUCGAGUUGCUUGACAUAACCCGUGACUUCAAAAAGGACUGGUCGACGGACACGCGCGGGAGGCCAGUCAAAGCACCUAUCAAAGACUCUCAUCAAAUAUCAGCGGCGCUGCUGCACGAGCGGGGAGAGAAGGUUUCCGAGGCUGACUCCUGUUCACGCUGCAGACGUGGUAAAGGCGUGUGGCAGUCGUGCGUGGUGGCGCCGAUUUACAAAAAUCAAGCACUUUAUACUCAUGCAUGCUCGAAUUGUAUUCAUUACAAGCGCCCUUCCGAGUGCUCUUUGCGCGUGAACUUUGAGGCAAACGGAGGAAGCGCCUGGGUUGAUGAUCCUGAGAAAACGAAGACGAGGGGAAUCGUUCGGCGCGGCGGGCUGUUUGCCGUCAUCAAGCAGGAAGAACUCCUACGGAUUCAACGAGAAAGGAAACUUCAGAAGGAACUCGGACGAAUUCAACGAGAGCUGGAACGUCUGGAAGAACUCGAACGGAUCAAACGAGAACGGGAACGUCAGGAAGCACUCGAACGGGUUCAACGAGAACGGGAACGUCAGGAAGCACUCGAGCGGGUUCAACGAGAACGUGAACGUCAGCGUGAACGCGAAGCCGAGUCGGAAGCCCUGCCUCGUAAAGGACGACGAACCAAAGUAUCAGUCGUGGUACAGUCAUCUCCUCGUGCCACCAAGCAGUCCUCUUGUGUGAAGAUAGAAGACCGAACGCUGCGAGGGCCCACCGAGCCUCUCAAGGAAAGGGACCUCUUGCGCGUGGGAGAGUUAUCUGUAAAGACUGAGGACUUGCUUUUCGGGCUCCGUGCCCGCAAAGAGGUGUUGGAGCGGCGCCUCAGACGCCAAGAUAACUUGCGAGUAAAGGAUGAAGACGACUCAUCGGUGUUGUCGGAUUCACCGAGCGAUUCGGACACCUCGGUCUCUUCGGACUCCUCCAAACCUUCGCACCAUUCGGAGAGUUCAGAGACUUCGGUUAUGUCGUACAUGACGGACACUUCGUCGACUUGCGCGUCCUCGGGAGAUGAGGGCUCUGAUUCGGACGCGUAG